AUACGACCAAUGUCACGUGACACGUAGGUCUAUCCGCUUGCUACCAGGAUAAGGGACACAUGCAAUGGCCCUGGAGAGUUGAUUCGUGAACUUAACUGUGGUGGACUCUUCUGUUGUUUGAACUUUGCUAGAAACCCACACUUAACAACAUGGCCUCGAACACCUCACAAAACGGGGACGACACGGGAGACGAGGGACCGAGUGGCACCACCACACCAUAUGAAGAAACAAAGAUACACAACGUUGAUGUGACGGGUGUGGCAGAAGGGAGUGUCCGACAUGCAGAGACGGUUGGUGUGGUGUAUGGCGAUCUUCAUGUGAAUGAGAGACGCACUAUCACUGCCACACAUGUGGACAUUACAGAGACGUGCAGUGUCACAGUACAGGGGAACAAGGUGCAAAGCCGUGAAGACCAACACCGACAACAACAUGAAAGACAAGUUAUUACAAAAGAUGCUGAUGUAUUCGUUAAGACAACUGGAUACCACCAAGCCAAAGAAUGCCUGGACAACAAGCAUGUGGUGGCCAUCACUGGCUUCCCUGGUACAGGCAAAACAGCCUCGGCCUACCAGCUACUACGGGAUUUGAAAGAUCAGUAUGACAUUUUCAUAGUUCAGAAGCCGAAAGAGGUGAAUUUAAGAGAACAGCCUACAAGAGCGAGAAUAUAUUUAGUGAAUGACAUAUUUGGAGAGUCAGUGUUUUCAGUUCUGGCUUUGGAGAGAUGGAAGAACCUACUCGCGUCGUUCUUCAAGAGUGGAGACAGAAAACUGUCAGAUAAAGUCAAACUUAUUGUUACUUCUAGAACUAGUAUCUUCAAUGAGGCUUUAACAUAUGUAGAUUUUCAGUCUUUUUCAGCUGACACAACGGUCGAUUUGUCUAGCCAAACACCGCUUUCAAAAGAAGAAAAACGUGAAAUGGUUCACAAUCAUAUGUCUCGUAGUCAAAUCGAACUUCCUGACUCGACUGUUGACAGCAUAUGUGACAUGUCUAUACCCUAUGGCUUCCCCCACACAUGCUUCUUGUUCUUCAAACUGAAACAGUUCCAUCAUGAACCCAUGAGCUUUUUCAGGGACCCACUUCCUUGUCUGAAUAACUCACUGUCAGACUUGUGUCUCUCUGAGCCAAAGCUAUAUGCUUGCUUACUUCUUCUUCUCCUCAGUGACGAUGAGGUUCACGUUGAACGUCUGUCCGACCAGGCUGACACUUUGGAAAGAGUGUUUCAAAAGGUUCAAGAUGUGUCUAUAGGUGACAUUGAAAAGUGCUUCAGGGGCAGUUCCCCUCUCGAUGGUCCUUUUAUUAGAAAGGAUGUUGAUGUUGUCACAUUCAGUCACCCCUCUAUAAAAAAUGCAGUUUCCUACCUAGUAGGAACCACAGACCCACAGUUCAUCAUUGACAAUUGCUCAUUUCAGUUUGUUUUUGACAGAGUAAGAAUCCAUGACCAGAAAGCAAAGGAGAGGAAGCGUGGAACUUUUGAGGACAGAAAUAUGUUUGAACUCUACCUUUCAAAAGAGUGGCAUGAGUUUCUGGCUUGUCGUUUUGUUCAAGGGAUUUUGAACACAGAAUAUCCAUUAAUAUGUGCCCAUCAGGCUCUAGCCCAGCGGAUAUUUGUCAAAAAGCUUUUAGAAAAAAGUGACUUGAUGGAUUGUUUCAAAUGUGGAAGUCCUGACCAGCACUUUUCAAAGUCCAUUCUUCACUGGUCUGUUUGGAACAAAUCCGAUUACCUCUGUAAGACCCUUCUGAAAUCAUUUUCCUUCAGUAAUAGAUGUCUCCUUGAUGCCACCUCAGCAUCUGUCCAUUCUGGAAAUUUCAAGGCAUUCAAGCAUUUGCUACAGUUAAUACCUCGACCACACUUACUCAAACACUUCGCAGAUCAAUGGCAAGUCCAAAUACAGACAGAUAACUUAGAUAAAUUUAGUGAGACGCCCUUCACUAAUGAAUACCAUGGUGAUACAAUGAUCACGCUGGCGUGCAGGCUUGGUAGGAAGUACAUGGUGAAGGUUCUCCUUGAACAUGGCUUCUCUAUACAUGACAGAGAUGCUUAUGGCAACUCUCCAUUGCACAAAGGAUGCUCCGGCAACAAUGUCCAUCUUGUAGUGAGUCUCUUAGAACUUGGAGCCAAGCCAGACCACACCAACAUGCAUAGUCAGACUCCAUUACAUGUGGCUUCACAGCAUGGACGAUCUGUGUUUGUGAAUUUGUUGUUGAAGUAUUUGUCCAAGCAUGCCAACAUUGCAAAAACAGGCAAACAAGCCUAUGUGAACUUAGCUGAUGACGAAGAACACACUUCUUUAAUGACAGCUUGUAAACAUGGACAUGUUGCAACGGUUCAGGCGUUGUUAGCUGUCGAAGCCGACAUCAGUGCAACUGGCAAACACGGUGACUCCGCACUGAUGAUUUCUUGCAAACGGGGCCCUGUCAGAAUCAUUGAACUUCUCAUUGAAAAGGGAGCGGAUGUCAAUGCAACAAAUGCUAUAGGAACUACUGCAUUAAUGGUGGCAUGUGACUAUGACAACGUAGAGGCAGCAGAGGUUUUGUUGAAUAUUGGGGCUGAUGUCAAUGUGCGAAAUAUCCAUGGUAACACUGCACUAUUGUUGGCAUUAAGCAAAAGCAGUCAGCUACUCUGUGAACGUUUGAUAAGACAUGGCGCUGAUGUACACGUCAAAGAUUUCUUUAAAACGAGUUUCUUGAUGCUGGCAUGUUCAAAGGGAUAUGGGAACGUGGUUCAGCUAGCCAUAGAACGAAAUGCUGUGAUAAAUAUUGAUACCAAUGGUCUCUUUCAUCCGCUGUACAUUUCUGUACAAAAAUGUCGUGACGAAAUAGUGAAAAUUCUUCUAUCAAACGGUGCUGACGCCAAUGUGAGGGACAGCGAAGGGGUCACUCCCUUGCUGCUGGCUUGUGAGAAAGGUGAUGGAAAUAUUGUCAAACUCCUGAUUGAUCACAAUGCAUGUGUUGAUAUAUGUGAUCCAAAUGGUGUUUCACCUUUGAUGUAUGAAUGCAUGAACGCUCAUGAUGAAAUAGUCCAAUGUCUGUUGUCUCUUGGAGCCAAAGUCAAUUCUUCAAAUGAUGAGGGAAACACGCCACUCAUGCUGGCAUCAGAAAGAGGCAGUUCUGGUAUUGUAGAAAUGUUGCUCUCUCAUGGAGCAGAGGUUAAUGCCACAAACACAAAAGGAAAUUCUGCAUUGAUGUUAGCAUGCAGUCAAAACAGGCACAACGUGGUUGAGAUUCUCCUAUCCAAAGGAGCUGAUGUUGAACUGCAGAAUGGAGAUUUAGACAGCCCACUUACACUGGCAUCUGGAAAGGGUUAUUUAGAAAUUGUGGAAAUUCUUUCAAGACAUGGAACUGUGCUCAACAGCAACAAGCCACUGAUCGCAGCCUGUCUAGAAGGUCAUGAACAAAUUGUUGCGUUCUUAUGCAGUCACCAAGCUGAUGUCAAUAUGGGUGAUCAGGAGAAUUUCACAAGCUUGAUGGCUUCUUGUGAAUCGGGUAGUGUCAAAUGUGUCGAAACGUUACUACAGUAUGGUGCUAACAUAAAUGCUCAAGCUGAUUCAGGUGAUUCACCCUUGCAUGUGGCAAGCAUGCAUGGAAGUGCUGGGGUCGUCAAUGUGUUACUGAAAGACCGCACAAUUCAGUAUCUACACAACACUGAAGGCCAAACGCCAUUGAUGUUAGCAUAUCUUAAGGACCAUCCAAAUUCUGCUGAAUCAUUAAUAGUUUGGCUCAAGGCCCAAAACCAGUUGACAGACUGUGAAUUUCAGACGAUUUUCAAUUGGACUUGCACAAAAGGCUAUGACAAACUACUGAGAGUUAUUUUGUCAGACAAUGUUAAUUUGGACAAUUUUAUAAUUGGAAAGAACAGUCUUGGCAUUGGACCAUUCAGUCUGGACAGCCUUGAUAUUGGAGGGUACAAUCUUGACAAUCUUGAACAUGGAAGGGACAGUCUAGACGAUCUUGACAUUGCAUUGUACAUUCUUGACCAUCCCGAAAUUGUACAGAACAGUCUUGAACAUUCGGAAAGUGAAAUGUACAGUCCCUUGGAGUGGGCUAUCAAACAUGGUCAUGUAAGAGUGGCCAAAGUGUGUCUGGAACAUGGUGUUUCUGCAUGCCCUACAUCAGAUCAUGAGGACCCACUUCUGAUUGCAUGUAAACGUUUGGAUGAAACACUGGCUGACCUGCUUCUCUAUCACAAUGCCAACGUGAAUGUUCAAGACGGGGAUGGUAAUACACCACUGAUGCUGGCAUGCAAAAAUGGUACCAAACAUAUGGUUGUAAUGCUAUUGGAAUAUGAUGCUGAAGUAAACACACGUAAUGUGGAGGGCAACACCCCAUUACUGUUAGCCUGUCACAGGGAUGAUGACUGCAGCACUGGAAUUUCAGAAAUAUUAUUAGACUUGGGUGCACAGGUCAAUGUUACAGACAACUCAGCCAACACUCCUUUGUUGGUGGCGUGUAGAAAAAGAGAAAAUGAUAUUGAUCACAAUCUGUUGAAACAACCUGUGUAUGACAAGAACACAGAGCGCAAGCAGGGUAGUGCUCACCUGAUAUCCAUCCUGUUGAGACAGGAUCAUGUUAACGUUGAUGUGAAUGCUGUCAACAGGGAUGGUGACAGUGCACUGCUUGCUGCGUGUCGAGGAGGAAAUGUUCGAAUAGUAAACCUUCUUUUGAAGCAUGGAGCCAAAGUGGAUGCAUGUGACAUCAACAAAAACACUCCAUUGCACUUGGCGUGUGAGCGAGGCUUUGCAAAUGUUGUGAAGAUGCUUAUGUCUCAUAAUGCUGAUCCAAACGUCCUUAAUGCUAAAGAAGAGACACCCUUGCUACUGGCAAGUAGAACUGGAUAUGUUAGAAUAGCCCAGGACUUACUGGAAAACGGUGCUCAGACAAAUGUGGCAGAUGCGGACAAUUAUACCCCAUUGUUAUUUGCAUGUCAAACUGGGGACAGUGCACUGGUUGAAAUUCUGCUGAAAUUUAAGGCUGAUAUAGAAGUGGUUGAUGCUUGUGGCAAAACGCCAUUGAAUUUAGCAUGUGGCGAGGGACAUUUUCAAAUAGUGAAGAAACUGUUGAAAUACUCUCCAAAAGUAAAUGUGACUGAUGAUUUUGGAAACACUCCUUUGUUGUAUGCAUGCAUGAAAGAAGGUACAGGAAUAGCUGCAUUGUUAUUGUCCCAGGGAGCAGAUGCCAGGAUGGCGGAUGGAUCUGGAGUCACCCCCUUGCUCUUGGCGUGUGAUUACUCCGAUGGUCAAACCAUUAGACUGCUUCUAGAACACAACGCCCAAGUCGAUGUUGGUCGAAGAACACCAUUGAUAGCAGCUUGUGAAAGGGAAGAUCUCGAAAUCCUUCAACUGCUGAUAGAUCAUGGUGCAAAUUUACAAAGAGCUGAUGACAAUGGUAACACAGCUCUGAUGAUAGCUUGUGAAAAGGACAUGGGUAUUGACGUGUUUGACAUAUUGCUGAGACAUGGAGCCCAUGUGAAUUCAGCUGAUGAGCACAACGAGACGCCCUUACACAUAGCAUGCAGUGGUGGAGAUCCUCAGAAAAUCAGCCGGCUGCUUGAAAAAGGUGCAAUUGUCAACGCAAUUGAUGAUUUCAGUAAUACACCCUUGAUCUUAGCUUGUCAGAAAUCGGAUGACCAAGCUGUUGGACUGCUAAUUGAUCACAUGGCUGGUGUCAAUGUUCAGGACAGCAAGGGAAGAACUCCUUUGAUGCUUGCAUGUGCUCGAGGAAAUAUACACAUCGUUGACUUGCUGUUGAAACAAGGGUCUGACCCAAAUACUGCAGACGAAGGAGGAAUCACCCCUCUGAUUGAGUCAUGUUCAAAAGCGAACUGUCAGAUUGUACAAAGUUUGCUGUCGCACAAUGCUGAUGUUAAUCUCAGUCUAGGAAAUACUGACAUUACUCCCCUGAAAGUGGCACUGGCACACUCUCAUGACUCAAUUGUUGAGAUCCUGUCACAGCACGGUACUGUAUGUUAACAACGAUGAUACACAUUGGGUGAUGACAAGUGGAAAUGGUCAUAGAACAGAACACAUCCCACAAUUUUGGCGGCACUGGUCACAAACACAUGCAAAGGCAAAUCAAGUGUUCACUUGAACAACAUCAGAAAAUAUAUUACAAAAUAAAAUACGGAAUUGCAUCGGAUAGUACUUGGAUAUGUCCUCCAAAUGUCUAACAUUAAACGUUUUGAAAGCUUUACUAAGGCCUUGAAUAACCAUGAUCAAAUAACUUUUGAGUUGACGUUCUUUGAAAUCUUCGUAGAAAGAGCAUGCUUCAUUGUUCCUCAAACGUUAUGAAAUGAAGACAUCUGGUCUGGCCGCUGCAUCGAUGUUUUCAGGAUGCAAUUGCCCUUGUAUAAGGAUAUUUUACCACCGACUAAAGGAUAUAUGCCCGCAACAGUGGUGCGCGACAGUAUAUUGUAAGCAGAAUACGCUAUGAUAUCUACAAUAUAUGUAACAUAAGCUUUGACGCAGAAACAAACUCGAUGAACUCAUCAGAUAGUAUAUCAGCAAGGGACUUUGAGUUGGAAAUGCUGACUUAUGAAUUGAUACUUGGACGUAAAAUAAACGUGUUUACUUCACUGCAAGGGAUGGCCCAGUCGCUAAGGCGCAAUUCGUUCGCUGUGCAGAGUUGCGUCCCUUGGGCACGCCAGAAACCUAUGAUUGUGGGUUCGAAUCCCGGUUCGCCCCGAUGAUGUUUCUAGG
Messenger RNA from Haliotis rufescens (red abalone), 6692 nucleotides. RefSeq lists its product as uncharacterized. The record is from RefSeq and is a predicted model, not a curated record. The transcript has 5 exons. Lineage: Eukaryota; Metazoa; Mollusca; Gastropoda; Lepetellida; Haliotidae. The coding region runs from base 150 to 5966 and encodes 1938 amino acids. Gene Ontology annotation, molecular function: protein binding.